Molecule: messenger RNA, 1999 nt
Organism: Haliotis rufescens (red abalone)
Lineage: Eukaryota; Metazoa; Mollusca; Gastropoda; Lepetellida; Haliotidae
Product: telomere length and silencing protein 1 homolog
Exons: 9
Coding region: 27-893 (288 amino acids)
Biological process (GO): mRNA splicing, via spliceosome
Cellular component (GO): spliceosomal complex
Source: RefSeq, a predicted model, not a curated record
CAAAGAGUCUUCAAAAACAAGGCAACAUGUUUAAACCGAAGCGAGCAAGAAAUAUGAGGAAAAGACGACAUUCAUCUGACAGUGACGUGUCAGAUGAAGACGGAAAGGAUGUUAUAUGUAAGCUGGAGGACAUCAAGGAGUUGCAGAAGAUGAGGGGGAGGCAGAAUGGAGUCAGCGCCGCCAGCCUCGCCCUGGGCAAGAAGAUUGAGAAGACGGAGGAUGUGGAAGAUGCGGAUCCUUUCAAGAUGAAAUCUGGAGGUUUUAUUGACAUGAAAUCUAUGAAGAAAGUGCCUGUGACGGGUGAGGCUGCAGAAGCCAUUGGAACAGCGUUUGCCGCAGAAACAAACCGACGAGACGAAGACACUGAGAUGUUGAAAUACGUGGAGGACGAGCUGGCCAAGAGGAAGGGGCGUGCGGUGAAGUCCGAGUCGAGGGAGGAUAAAAACAGGGCGGAGGAUUCUCUGUACCAGCUGCCAGACCAUCUGAAGGUCAAGUCUGCAACAAAGAGAUCGGAGGAUAUGUUGUCAAAUCAGAUGCUGUCUGGCAUCCCGGAGAUAGACCUCGGCAUCGAAGCGAAGAUCCGCAACAUUGAGGCAACAGAAGAGGCGAAGGACAAGCUGAUCCGCGAGAAGAUGAAGAAGAAGGAGAAUGAGGUGUCGGCCUUCGUGCCAACAAACAUGGCUGUCAACUUUGUCCAACACAACCGAUUCAACAUUGAUGACACGGCGCCCGUGUUGAAGAAAGUAGAGCAGCCGACAAUCACACCACUCCGAGUGGGAGACGUGGACUCCCUCAACGCAACCCAUGGUCCCUCCAGCAAGUCCGGUCAGGAUGAGAAGGCCACGGACGACUUCCACUACGAGAAGUUCAAGAAGCAGAUGAGGCGAUUCUGAAGAAGUAACAGACGUAUUUCCAGACCGGAUGUCUAUAAUCUUCACAAGAAGGAACAAGGUCGUGGCUCCACUGCUGGGACCGAGCUACUCCAGAUCCAUGGAACUCCAGCCCUUGUCACAGUGGAAUAAUCAUCUCAAGAAUUCAGAAUCUAAACAAUUAUCAGUAGUAACAGUUUCAAUUUGCCUGAAGAAUGUGUAGAUUACUUCAAGCGAGUGUUGAACAUGUUUUCGAUUCUGUUUUGACAACAUUGACAAUUGUUAAGAAUUCCAGCUUUUGAAAUGCUGCAAGAAGCCGACGAGAUAGUGGUGUCAGUCAAACUCAUUCACUCCCGAAGUGUCUUCAUGUCUGGACCAGUGUUGGAUGAAGAAGGUGAUAACAUCUCUACCUCCAUAGAUGGUUGUAGGAUAAGAUGGACAUGGUGACCGUCAACUUGCUCAGCUCCUCAGACGGUUGUGUCAGGGGUUCCUUGUGGUCAGUGCAGACCUUCGCUAAUCAACACUGAAGAAGAGGGGAGAUGGGGUAGCCUAGUGGUUAAAGCGUUCAUUUGUCACCCCAAAGAUCUGAGUUCAUUUCCCCAUGUGGGUACAAUGUGUGAAGCCCAUUUCUGGUGUCCCCCCACCAUGAUAUUGCUAAAAGCGGCGUAAAACCAUACUCACUCACUCGUCUCUGAAGACCCCUCUUGGAGACACCCACAAGACGGCUGCAAUAGUGCUGUCUUCUAACCCACUGCACAUUGACUUGAGCAGGAAAUACAACUGCUGUUAUACGAGGUACUGUGCUGGUCAGACAAGGUGACCCAGUGCUUCUGUAGAGUUGUGUCCCUUGGCUGCCAGGAUCAGCUGGUUUGGACAACGCCAUGUUGGUUUCACUAAUGUGCAAAAAUUUACAACCUGCUUCAAUAUUUUCUCCUGCAUUAAACCUGCACGUCAGGAUAUAACUGUUCAAUAUUUAAGUCAAAGCACCAUUCAUUGUAGUCAGGCUGUGUUGUCCGAGGUAUGAGCAGAUUACGAUGUACAUAUCAUCUACGUAUGUGAAUGUUUAUUGUAUCGAUAUACCAUCGUGUAUAUAUCUUAUGACACAAAAAAUAAACAAACAACAAGCAUGA